Messenger RNA from Telopea speciosissima, 3567 nucleotides. RefSeq names its product receptor-like protein EIX1. The record is from RefSeq and is a predicted model, not a curated record. The coding region runs from base 1 to 3567 and encodes 1188 amino acids. Gene Ontology annotation, molecular function: nucleic acid binding; RNA-DNA hybrid ribonuclease activity; protein binding. The transcript has 4 exons. Lineage: Eukaryota; Viridiplantae; Streptophyta; Magnoliopsida; Proteales; Proteaceae.
AUGGGAGGUCUAUCUGCUAUGACAUCUAUUCGUGAUCAAUUUCUUCUUCUUCGUCUUCUGCUGUUGUUCCAGCUGCUGCUUUUGGAUUUUGUAUACCUUAAAAGCAAUAUUGUUGGAGCAGCUGGUCUCAGUAGUACUACUACUCUCACUGUGAGCAGCAGCAGCAGCAGCUGCAUAGAGGGAGAGAGACAGGCACUACUCGAGUUCAAAGCUGGUCUAAACGACACUACUUCGGGCCGACUCUCUUCUUGGAUCGGUGGUGAUUGCUGCAGAUGGAGAGGUGUGGUCUGCAACAAUAUGACCCGCCAUGUCAUCAAACUCGACCUUCGAAAUCAACCUGUAUACUCCGAAUUGACAAGUGUUGAUGAAUAUUACGACAUUGAUUGGGAAGCUGCCCAGAAGUCUUCUUUGGGUGGAAAGAUAAGUCCUUCAUUGCUCAAAUUGAAACACUUGAAUUACUUGGACCUCAGCUUCAACAUUAAUUUUCAAGAAACCCAUAUUCCAAAAUUCCUCGGUUCACUUCACAACUUGAGGUAUCUCAAUCUCUCUCUUUCACCAUUCACUGGAACAAUUCCUCUUCAACUUGGAAAUUUGUCAAGAUUGCAAUAUCUUCAUCUCGGUUCUUCUGAUGGUGGUGAUCUAACGAUCAACAAUCUUCAGUGGCUCUCUGGUCUAUCUUCUUCUUUGAGGUACCUAAACAUGGAUUAUGUGAGGUUUACAGGUAAGUCUUCAACUGGCUGGAUACAAGCUGUUACUAUGCUUCCUUCUCUGUCAGAACUACACCUGUCCUCCUGUCAACUUUCCAACAUCCCUCUCUCAAUAUCAUCUCUUCAUUCAUAUGCUGCAAAUUUUACUUCUCUUCUAGUCCUCGAACUUACUCUGAACAACUUUAGCUCCUCAAUUAUUCCUCCCUGGAUUUCCAAUAUUACAAGUCUUACUGUUCUUGACUUAUCCGAUACGGACAUUGGAGGAAGGAUACCAAAAACUUUGGGUAAUCUUUGCAAUUUGAAAAGGUUAGAUCUAUCAGAUUGCAAGAUUAAUGGCGGAAUAACAGAAUAUGUGAAUAGUUUGUCCAUGUGCAAUUCUAGUAGCCGCUUGGAGACACUACAUUUGGGUUACAAUUAUAAAGUUUCAGGUCUGAUUCCAUCAUCUAUCGGAAACUUGUCAUCCUUGAUAGAAUUGGACCUCUCUGCUACUCAACUUUCAGGUCCAAUUCCUACAUCUAUUGGAAACUUGUCAUCCUUGAUAGAAUUGGACCUCUCUGCUACUCAACUUUCAGGACCAAUUCCUGCAACUAUCAGAAACUUGUCGUCCUUGAGAACAUUAGACCUCUCUAAUACUCAAAUCACAGGUCCUAUUCCGAUGUCCAUUGGAGGAUUGUCAUCCUUGAGAACAUUACACCUCUCUGGAACUCAAAUCACAGGUCCUAUCCCGAAGUCCAUUGGAGGAUUGUCAUCCUUAAGAUAUUUGGACCUUUCCUACAAUCAAAAAUUGGAUGCAACUAUUCCUGAAUCGAUUGGGGAACUUUCAGAGUUGGUUGUAUUGAUGUUAACUGAGAGUUCUUUGAAGGGCGUUAUUUCAGAAGGUCACUUUAAAAAUGUCAAAAGUUUAAAAGUGCUAUACAUCGGCUCUGAAGUUCCAAAUAAGCCCUUGGUUUUUAAACCGAGCAGGGAGUGGAUUCCAACUUUUAGUCUGGAGACUAUCCAUAUGUCUGACCUCCAAAUGGGCCCCAAUUUUCCUCCAUGGCUUGCAACUCAAAAGAACCUCUCCGGUAUAACUCUCAGAAACGUAGGAAUUUCAGACACCAUACCAGAUAGCGUUUGGAAUUUAUGUGCUCGGCAGUGGAUACAUACUUUGGAUCUCUCUCAAAAUCAAAUCAGAGGGAGGGUACCAAAUUCUUUGGAAUUUUUCAGUGCAGAUACAGUAGAUUUGAGUUUCAAUCAAAUCAAUGGUUCUUUCCCCCUUUGGUCUAAUGUUAGUGAUCUAAAUCUUGGGACAAAUUUAUUCACAGGACAAAUUCCUCAGAAUAUUGGUAAAGUUUUAGGGUCUGGAGUAUACGCUUUAGAUUUUUCUGGGAAUUUUUUAAAUGGGAGAAUUCCUUCUUCUAUAUGUCAACUACCGCGUUUGACGUUUCUUGGCCUUUCAAAUAAUAGUUUAGGGGGAGAACUCCCUAACUGUUGGAAGGACAUGAAUGAGUUGGCAGUUCUAGAUUUAGGUAACAAUAAUCUAUCAGGCAAGAUUCCUCAAUCAAUAGGUUAUUUGUCUUCAUUGAGAUUUCUACUACUUAGUAGCAACAACUUUCGUGGCAAGUUUCCUUCAUCAUUGCAAAAAUGCACAUCUUUAUUGGGUCUUGACCUUAGCAGAAAUGGAUUCACUGGAAAUAUACCAACAUGGAUUGGAGAAAGUCUAUCAGCUUUGAGUAUUAUCAGCCUUCGUUUCAACUUUUUCACUGAAGAAAUUCCUUCACAAAUCUGUAACCUUUCUGAGCUUCACUUCUUGGACCUCUCACAUAAUAAUCUAUCAGGACUCAUUCCACAAUGUUUGGGUAACUUGAGUUAUCUAGAAUCAAAUGAGGCAUAUCCUACAUCAGGCUUUUAUGGGGAGCACAUGAUGGUAGUUACAAAAGGAAUAGAACUUGAAUACAGCUCCACUCUUGACUUGGUGAACAGCAUUGAUCUUUCAUACAAUCAUCUAUGGGGAAAGAUUCCAGAUGGGAUAACAAGGCUAGUGGGAUUGGGUACCUUGAACUUAUCAAUGAAUCAUUUGACAGGAAAGAUCCCGGAGAAGAUUGGGGAUUUGCGAAAUCUGGAAACACUUGACCUCUCCACAAACCAACUUUCAGGUGAGAUUCCUCCAACCAUAUCUUCUUUAACUUUCUUGAGCCACUUGAACCUCUCACAUAACAAUUUAUCUGGGAAAAUUCCUUUAAGUAACCAGAUCCAGACCAUCAUUGAUGCUGAUGCAUCAUCGUCCAUUUAUUCUGGGAACUCCGGACUUUGUGGGUUGCCACUACCUAAUAAUUGCCCAGGCACCAACAUAUCUCCUCCAGCAUAUGAUGAAGCCAAAGUUGAUGGAGAUCAUCAAAAUGAAGAAUGGAUGGAUAUGCUAUGUGGAUGGGUGAAACUAAACACAGAUGGGUGUUCUCUGGGAAACCCUGGGAGGGCUGGGGCUAGAGGGAUCCUUAGGGAUGAUCGUGCUGUUUUGAUUUCAGCUUUUAGUGUUUCCCUUGGUAUAAAGACCAAUUAUGUGGCUGAGUUCAUGGCCCUUCUUCACGGCCUUCUGAGAGCUAAAGAAAUGUAUGUGACCCGUUUAUGGAUCGAGUGUGACUCCAUGUCUGUGGUGGAUUUGAUUCGGGCAGGGUCAAUCCCUUGGUUUGUCAGGCAGCAGUGGCUCGGUUUGCAACCAUAUCUCCUCUCUAUCUUUUGGAAGAUUUCCCAUUGCUUUCAUGAGGCAAAUCCGGUUGCUGAUUUCCUUGCCAAGUCAGCGGUGAACAGUGGUGUGUCUAUUCCGUGGGUCUCUGACUUCCUUGCUUCAGUUUGGAGUUUUUUUUCUGAUGAUGCUUUCUAA